AUGACCACCAAAGCCCACGAAGUGGCACAUAGGCAGCUCGACAAGCUUAUUAUGAAGAAGCUUUCUCAAAAGAACGAUCUUGCCCUUGAAAUUCGCCCAUGGGGAGCAGCCCAGAUAGAGUCUGGGCCCGACCAAGAAGAGACAAGUGAAGAACAGAAGUUGGCUCUUUUUCAUCUUGCCAGAGGAGACACUAUGACCGAAGCUGGGAUUCAGAUUCGUCGAGGGCUUCCACCAUGCCGCCGGCAACAGUUUUCGGCCGAGUUCCUGAGACAUGGGAAGAAUGGCAAGACGCAGUCCAUCUUUCCGGCAACACACGACAUCCUAAUCAGCAAGAUCAUUGGGGUUCCGUAA
Molecule: messenger RNA, 351 nt
Organism: Penicillium mononematosum
Lineage: Eukaryota; Fungi; Ascomycota; Eurotiomycetes; Eurotiales; Aspergillaceae
Exons: 2
Coding region: 1-351 (116 amino acids)
Source: RefSeq, a predicted model, not a curated record